AUGGAUCCCCCAUUCAAAGUCGAGCGUUUGCCGGGUAUGCGGGAAAGCGCUGAUAGAGUCCGCUUUUCUGCCCGAGACAUGACACCGGUGAAAGAGGGGGGAGGCCUAUGGCGGUUGCCGAAGUCGUAUCUACUGCAACCAGUGAAGAAUCUUGCCUCGUUAUACAACAGGGAAUAUCAGCCAAGCCGGGGGGCUUGA
Molecule: messenger RNA, 198 nt
Organism: Gaeumannomyces tritici R3-111a-1
Lineage: Eukaryota; Fungi; Ascomycota; Sordariomycetes; Magnaporthales; Magnaporthaceae
Exons: 2
Coding region: 1-198 (65 amino acids)
Source: RefSeq, a predicted model, not a curated record